AUGGUUGUUGUUGGAUGGUGGUUGUUGGACGAUGGUUGUUGUUGGAUGGUUGUUGUUGUUGGAUGGUUGAUGUUGGACGGUGGUUGUUGUUGGACGGUGGUUGUUGUUGGACGAUGGUUGUUGUUGUACGGUGGUUGUUGUUGGAUGGUGGUUGUUGGACGGUGGUUGUUGUUUGACGGUGGUUGUUGGACGGUGGUGGUUGUUGAAUGUUGGUUGUUGGACGGUGGUUGUUGUUGGAUGGUGGUGGUUGUUGGAUGGUGGUUGUUGGACUGUGGUUGUUGUUGGAUGGUGGUUGUUGGACGGUGGUUGUUGUUGGACGGUGGUUGUUGGACAGUGGUUGGUGUUGGAUGGUGGUUGUUGUUGGAUGGUUGUUGUUGGAUGGUGGUUGUUGGACGAUGGUUGUUACGGUGGUUGUUGGACGGUGGUUGUUGGACGGUGGUUGUUGGACGGUGGUUGUUGUUGGAUGGUUGUUGUUGGACGAUGGUUGUUGUUGGACGGGGGUUGUUGUUGGACGGUGGUUGUUGGACGGUGGUUGUUGUUGGACGGUGGUUGUUGUUGGACGGUGGUUGGUGUUGGACGAUGUUUGUUGUUGGACGGUGGUUGUUGGACGGUGGUUGUUGUUGGACGGUGGUUGUUGUUGGACGGUGGUUGUUGUUUGACGUUGGUUGUUGUUGGAUGGUUGUUGUUGGAUGGUUGUUGUUGGAUGGUUGUUGUUGGAUGGUGGUUGUUGGACGGUGGUUGUUGGACAGUGGUUGGUGUUGGAUGGUGGUUGUUGUUGGAUGGUGGUUGUUGUUGGAUGGUUGUUGUUGGAUGGUCGUUGUUGUUGGAUGGUUGUUGUUGGACGAUGGUUGUUGUUGGAUGGUUUUUGUUGGACGGUGGUUGUUGUUGGACGGUGGUUGUUGGACGGUGGUUGUUGUUGGACGUGGUUGUUGUUGGACGGUGGUUGUUGUUGGACGAUGGUUGUUGUUGGACGGUGGUUGUUGUUGGACGGUGGUUGUUGUUGGACGGUGGUUGUUGUUGGAUGGUUGUUGUUGGACGAUGGUUGUUGUUGGACGAUGGUUGUUGUUGGACGGUGGUUGUUAUUGGACGGUGGUUGUUAUUGGACGGUGGUUGUUAUUGGACGGUGGUUGUUGUUGGAUGGUGGUUGUUGUUGGACGGUGGCUGGUGUUGGACGAUGGUUGUUGUUGGACGGUGGUUGUUGUUGGAUGGUUGUUGUUGGAUGGUGGUUGUUGGACGGUGGUUGUUGUUGGAUGGUGGUUGUUGUUGGAUGGUGGUUGUUGUUGGAUGGUGGUUGUUGUUGGACGGUGGUUGUUGGACGGUGGUUGUUGUUGGAUGGUGGUUGUUGUUGGACGGUGGUUGUUGGACGGUGGUUGUUGUUGGAUGGUUGUUGUUGGACAGUGGUUGGUUUUGGACGAUGGUUGUUGUUGGACGGUGGUUGUUGUUGGACGGUGGUUGUUGUUGGACGGUGGUUGUUGUUGGAUGGUGGUUGUUGGAUGGUGGUUGUUGUUGGAUGGUUGUUGUUGGACGGUGGUUGUUGUUGGAUGGUGGUUGUUGGACGGUGGUUGUUGUUGGACGGUGGUUGUUGUUGGACGAUGGUUGUUGUUGUACGGUGGUUGUUGUUGGAUGGUGGUUGUUGGACGGUGGUUGUUGUUGGACGGUGGUUGUUGGACGGUGGUGGUUGUUGAAUGUUGGUUGUUGGACGUGGUUGUUGUUGGAUGGUGGUGGUUGUUGGAUGGUGGUUGUUGGACUGUGGUUGUUGUUGGAUGGUGGUUGUUGGACGGUGGUUGUUGUUGGACGGUGGUUGUUGGACAGUGGUUGGUGUUGGAUGGUGGUUGUUGUUGGAUGGUUGUUGUUGGAUGGUGGUUGUUGGACGAUGGUUGUUGUUGGAUGGUUGUUGUUGGACGAUGGUUGUUGUUGGACGGUGGUUGUUGUUGGACGGUGGUUGUUGUUAGACGGUGGUUGUUGGACGGUGGUUGUUGGACGGUGGUUGUUGUUGGAUGGUUGUUGUUGGACGAUGGUUGUUGUUGGACGGGGGUUGUUGUUGGACGGUGGUUGUUGGACGGUGGUUGUUGUUGGACGGUGGUUGUUGUUGGACGGUGGUUGGUGUUGGACGAUGUUUGUUGUUGGACGGCUGUUGUUGGACGGUGGUUGUUGUUGGACGGUGGUUGUUGUUGGACGGUGGUUGUUGUUUGA
Messenger RNA from Knipowitschia caucasica, 2193 nucleotides. Lineage: Eukaryota; Metazoa; Chordata; Actinopteri; Gobiiformes; Gobiidae. The record is from the annotation of a GenBank genome assembly.